AUGUCAUCCGCAUCCACGCCGAUUGGCACGCCUCGGCCCGAGCAGCAGGCUCAGAAGAAUGGCGCAAAGAAGGAAGUCAAGAUAUUGAUGAUUCACGGCUACACCCAAUCCGGCCCCCUCUUCCGCGCAAAAACCCGCGCCCUCGAGAAACUCCUCGCAAAAACCCUCUCCCCAAUCUCCCUCCUCCCAGUCCUCAUCUACCCAACCGCCCCCAACCGCCUCCUCCCCUCCGACUACCCCGGCUUCUCCUCCUCCUCCUCCUCCGCAGCACCCCAAGAAGGCGGCGACUCCUACUCUCCCUCUUCCACCGCCGCCAACGACGGCGAGCCCCUCCCAGACACGUGGGCCUGGUUCCGCAAGGACGACGCAAACAACACCUACCGCCUCUUCAACGAGGGUAUGGCCACCACCGCCCAGGCCAUCCGCGAAGCAGGCGGCAUCGACGGCGUGUGCGGCUUCAGCCAGGGCGCCGCGAUGGCGUCCUUUGUCGCCGCCGCGCUCGAACCCGCGCGCGCCGUCCCUGAGGAUCCCAGCGGUGACUGGGCGCGUGAGCUGCGUGACGCCAACGGCGGCAGGCCCGUCAAGUUCGCCGUGUCCUGGUCGGGCAUGACGGCGGCGGGCGUCAAGGAGCUGCAGUGGCUGUAUGAGCCCAAGAUUGCCACGCCGACGUUGCACUAUAUCGGCAGUCUGGACGUGGUCGUUGACGAGAGCCGGAGUCGGGCGCUGGUGGAGGUGUGUGAGGACCCGGUUGUUAUAGUUCAUCCUGGGGGUCAUCAUGUUCCUGUGUCCAAGGAGUGGGUGAUGCCCCUGGCUGGCUUCAUCAGAAACCAUGUCAGCAGCAAUGAGAACUGA
Messenger RNA from Trichoderma citrinoviride, 852 nucleotides. Its product is annotated as alpha/beta-hydrolase. Bases 1 to 852 code for a protein of 283 amino acids. The record is from RefSeq and is a predicted model, not a curated record. The transcript is spliced from 2 exons. Gene Ontology annotation, cellular component: cytoplasm; nucleus. Lineage: Eukaryota; Fungi; Ascomycota; Sordariomycetes; Hypocreales; Hypocreaceae.